Molecule: messenger RNA, 2560 nt
Organism: Mytilus trossulus (common blue mussel)
Lineage: Eukaryota; Metazoa; Mollusca; Bivalvia; Mytilida; Mytilidae
Exons: 3
Coding region: 1164-2504 (446 amino acids)
Source: RefSeq, a predicted model, not a curated record
AGGAUAAGUUCAUUAAAGAUAGAGAUAAUUGUAAGCAGCAAGAAUGUUCAGUAAAGAAAGAUGUACAAACACAUCACAAUCACCUAAACACAAUUUUGUCAUGAAAUGUCUGCUUCCUUUGUUUAAUUCACAUAUACCAAGGUGAGCAACACAGGCUCUUUAGAGGCUCUAGUUUGUUUAGUUAUAAAAUAGGCCAUUUCUUGGUUGAAUUGUCAUGUUUUUCAUGCCAAGUUGACUAAACAGUGUACUUUUCUAAAUGUUGAAGGCAGUACAGUGACCAUUUUGUAUAGGUCAUUUUCAGUUCAGCAUGGAAAAUUGACAUAUAAUCGUCAUAUAACAGAAUGAAAACAUGUAGACUUUUUAUCUUGAAAACCAUCUUAUUGGCUAUGAAAAACAAGCUUAGAAUUUUAUUGAAACCUUUUCUAAAUAACCAGUAAUUUCUUUUGAACAUGGUAACAAUAGAGAUAAAAUAAUGCACCUAUCAAAAAAAAUGUUUCAAUAUACAUGUACUUCUUAACAACAUAAUUACGAUUGCAUAUUGUUCCACAAGAACUUUUUAUUUUAAAAAGUUUAUGACUAGGAAUGACUAGGGUAGUUUUAAAUUAAAGUCAAUUUUGCAAUUUCAACAUUUAUUUCAAAUGACCAACACAGAGUUAAAACAUUUUUAUAAAAUUUCCUUGUAUUGGUAGAAUUGAAAUCAAAAUGUGACCAAUGCAUAUGUUAUUAAUCAUUCAGAAAACUACUAAUUAAAAGCACUUUUGUUAAUUAAUCAUGUAAUUACAUCCUACUCAUUUUCUGACUUUAAAAAUGUGUCAAUUUUCUUACAGCUUAUUAACACAAGCAGAAUUGUUAAUUAACACAAAAUUUAAUCUCAUUUAGCCUUGAGGUACAAAUUGCAAGUACUUCAUUCAUUAAAUUAAGUACUUGUUAAUUUAACCUAAAGAUACAUAAUUAACAAGUACUUGAUGACUGCAUUAAUUACUAAUUAAUCUGUAAUGUGUAAUAAUUACUUGUAAGUAAUUUUCACACAGUUGUAUAGCCUAGGUAUAUAUGUUAUCUGAAAUCUACAUUUGUCAUCAAUUGCAAUUUCAUUUCUUUAUCUAAUAAUCUACAAGUUUUACAUGUUAACAACUUACAAUUAAAAUAUUGGAGAAGAUAUCAUCAUGAAGAACUUGAAUGAUUUAAAUGAUUGGACUUUGAAAGAUGCAGAUAUGCAGAAUGGCUUCCAAAAUGAAAACUACCAAAUGUUAGAAGCAAAUAUGCUUGCUAUCAAAAGACAAGAACAAGAAUUCUUAGCAGAUUUUGAGGAGUUACGACAACAAUUCAAAGACGUAUUGUCCACUGCUGGGAUGAACCAAUCACAGUUCCCGGUUACUCCAAACAAAAAUCUUGUACCAGUUGAUCCCAUGACCCCCACUUUUAUGCUUACACCUAAAGGAUUAACAGAUUUAGACAUUCAGAAAUGCCUGCUAAUCAACACUUUAAAUGACUCCAAAUCAUACAGAGACCAGCUUCAAUCUGAUGGAUGCAGUGAUUCAGAACACUCUCCAAUGUCUACUGAUACUGAGUUAUCUGAUGACGAGGACGAAACUGUAUUUAUUGAAAGGGAGGUAGAAGGAUGUGAAGAAGAGAUUAUUUAUAAUCUAGAAGAUUCAUUUCAAUUUUCUACCUCAUUUGUUACUGGGAAUUUUGUUAAUGGAAACCAAGAGAAGAAACAAUCAUUUGGAUCAUCAAAAAGUCAAGGUUCAAAUCCUCUGGCCUCUUCCACCAUGAUGGAAGAACCAGUAGAUCAAAAGAGAUGUAAACCAGUUUGCAGGGGAGUAUCUGUUCCAAAAGCUUCAUCAACAUUGCUGUAUAAACCACGUCCUGAGAGAAAAAUCCACAAGUCUUUUUCACCUAUAAUCAAGAUUAAAGACCUUCAGAUGAAGCCAUUUUCAUCAAAUGUAUCUCACAAAAGGGAAAUAACUGUAUCUAACAAAAGGGAAGCAACUAUUGCUAAUUCCAAUACAGAAAGUGUAUUCACAUGGUCUCUUCAACAUUCCUCAACGGAUGUGCCUCUAGAGGAAUCUUAUUUGAGAACAGUAAAGAAAAGGUCAAACAGGCCGUCCCAUUCAUCUAGACAGAUGUCAAAGGUCACGGUCAGGUCUCACAAGAUGGCUUCAAAACCAAAUCUACUUCCAAAUGAGACAGUUAAUGGAAUGUCUUUGAUAAAAGGGAAAUCUACACACAAGAAUGAAAUACUGUCUGACAGUUUGAGCAUAGAAUACCCACUUUACAAUUCAUCCAAAACAAUUCCUCGAUGUAGUACAAAGGCCAAUAUGCAGAACUAUAAAGCCAAAGACAGUCCAGAUGAUAAAGUAUUUAAGAAACCUGUUGUUACUUCCAAUGAUGAACAAGUUCAUGUUGAAAGGAAAAAUUCUGUUGUAAAAAAACUUUUAAAAUUCAGAGAAAGUUUUAAAAAGAAGAAUGGCACAACUGAUUUACGUACCCUUGCAAUGUUAUAAAGGCUUAGAAUGACAAUUUAUAGAUUUAUAUGAACUUAGAACUGUUAUAGUGCUAU